Molecule: messenger RNA, 2866 nt
Organism: Anolis carolinensis (green anole)
Lineage: Eukaryota; Metazoa; Chordata; Lepidosauria; Squamata; Anolidae
Gene: hoxb2
Product: homeobox B2
Exons: 2
Coding region: 220-1350 (376 amino acids)
Biological process (GO): regulation of transcription by RNA polymerase II
Cellular component (GO): nucleus
Molecular function (GO): DNA-binding transcription factor activity, RNA polymerase II-specific; RNA polymerase II cis-regulatory region sequence-specific DNA binding
Source: RefSeq, a predicted model, not a curated record
CAUACGCUUGUAUUAUCUGCAAUAUAAGAUAUUUUUUUUGAAAAGGGGGGCAGGGAGAGGGGGGAGGAGACGGCAAGUAACAUUAAUACUAAGGCGAUAUAAAAUAUUGGAAGGGCCUUGAAGAUCAAUCGCUGCCUCCCCACCCACCCGCAUUUCUCUCUCUUCUCUCCCCCCCCCUCCAUUCCCCCUCCCUUUUGUACUGGGCCCCUGGAAAAAGCCAUGAAUUUUGAAUUUGAGAGGGAGAUCGGCUUCAUAAACAGCCAGCCGUCGCUAGCGGAGUGUCUGACGUCCCUUCCCGCUGUCCUGGAGACAUUUCAAACUUCAUCAAUCAAGGAGCCACGGACGUUAAUUCCUCCUCCUUCGGAGCAAAGCCUCCUCGGUUUGGAUCCUUCUUCUCUCAGCAGCAGCAGCAGUAGCAGCAGCAAUGGCAGUAGCGGCCAACCCACGCCAAGGAGCCAAAAGAGACGGAGGCACGGGCACGGGCAGGCCCCGAAAACGACGGCGCCCCCCGCCCCCGCCGCCCCCCUGGCCGGGGAAUUCCCCUGGAUGAAGGAGAAGAAGGGCGCCAAGAAAGCCAGCCCGGGCCCGGCCUCGGCUUCGCCCGCCGCCGCCGCCGCCUUCCCGGCCUCCCUGCCCGGAUCCGCCGCCGCUUCCCCUGCAGAUGGCCAGGGUUUCCUUGACUCCAGCAACAGCAGCGGACCCAACGGCUCCCGUCGCCUGAGGACGGCUUACACCAACACGCAGCUCUUGGAGCUGGAGAAGGAGUUCCACUUCAACAAAUACCUCUGCCGGCCCCGCCGGGUGGAAAUCGCGGCUUUGCUGGACCUGACGGAGAGGCAAGUGAAGGUCUGGUUCCAGAACCGCCGCAUGAAGCACAAGCGGCAAACGCAGCACAAAGAAAUCCUCGAAGGAGAAGGAGAAGAGGAGGAGGAGGAGGAGGAAGAAGAAGAGGAGGAAGAGGAAGAGGAGGAGGAGGAGGGGGGCAGCUCUCCAUUUGGGGAGCUCCCUUGUCCUCCUUACCCAGGCAACACGGAGCCGUCAGGGCCCCCCGCUGGUUACCUGACACCCACCAAAGAGGGGGGCGCCGAGGAGGUGCCAAACGGGACAGCUGGGCUUCGCCCUUCCUCCUCUUCCUCUUCCUCCCCGGACAAUGCCUUCCUGGGAAGCCCCAAGCCGCCUUUGUUGCCUCCAGACCUGAGCCUCUUCGCGGUGGAGCCCCAAACACCCGGGGGUCUUUCUCCCACCCUCCAAGGCUUUUUAGACAGCCCCGUCAGCUUCUCCGUGGAAGACCUGGACUUUUUCACCAGCACCCUCUGUACCCUCGAUCUGCCGCAGUUGGACUUCCAGUAAAGAGAGCAACCCUCGUCCUUUUUCUCUUCCUUCCUGAUCUGCCUUGGGUUUCUAGGGGCCCCUGUGAAUGACACAGACACACAGACAAAAGCACAGACAUCCGCUCUCCCUCAAACCAUCUCAAUCCUGAAUGAUUUCUCACCCUCUUCUAACCAUUAUCCUUUCCCUUUCCCGACUCAUUCCAUAGGGAAAGGAAUAUGGGUUGCUGUGAGUUUUCCAGGCUUUAUGGCCAUGUUCCAAAAACAUUCUUUUCUGACGUUUCGCCUGCAUCUGUGGCAGGCAUCCUCAGAGAUUAUGGGUUCUGUUGGAGACUAGGCAAUUGGGGUUUAUAUAUCUGUGGAAUGUCCAAGGUGGGAGAAAGAACUCUUGUCUGCAGGUAUGGAUGUUGCAGGCAGUUGGCCACCUUGAUUAGUAUUGAAUCGCCUUUCAGCUUCAACGUCUGGCUGCUUAAUGUCUGGGGGAAUCCUUUGUUGGGAGGUGUUAGCUGGCCCUUGUUAAUUCAUGUCUGGAAUUCCUCUGUUUUCUGAGUGUUGUUCUUUUUUCUACUGUCCUGAUUUUGGAGUUUUUUUAAAAAAAAAAUACUUGUAGCCAGAAUUUGUUCAUUUUCAUAAUUUCCUCCUUUUUUGUUGAAAUCGUCCACAUGCUUAUGGAUUUUAAAAAAAACCUCUAAAAUCAGGACAGUAAGUAAAGAACACUCUUCAGAAAACAGGAAUUCCUGACAUGAAUCUAUCAGGGGCAGCUAACACCUCCCAACAAAGGAUUCCCCCAGGCAGGAAACAGCCAGGUGGUGAAGCUGAAAGGCUAUUCCGUGCUAAUCAAGAUGGCCAAUUGCAACAUUCACACUUCCCUCAGGCAGACAAGAGUUCUUUCUUCCACCCUGGACAUUAUUCCACAAAUAUAUAAACCCCAAUUGACUAGUUUCCAGCAGACCUCACAAUCUCACAGCAAUCCAGUGAUUCCCAUAUAUGUGUGUGUGUUUAAUGGAUCCAGUCCUUGAAAAAAUAUUUUGUCACAUUUUAAUAUUUGUGCUCAAAUAUUGGUUCUAUCUCCGUUGAUUUUGUAUCCCACAACAUGGGAGACAAAAUCAAGUCGUCCCCCCCCCCCCCCCCCCGGAUUUGAAAUAAAAUGAAAUCGGGAGAUAUUUUUCACAUUAAGAAGAGAAACCGACUGACUUCGAAAUAUCUCAUCCAUCCACCCAACAUAAGUACCAUUUCGACUUUCCCCUCGUCCAUUCCUAUUGACCCAGGUUAGAAAUUUUCCAGGCAAAUUUUGAAAAAAAAAUAUGUUUUUUUUUAAGUGAAUCUCUCAGGAAGCUUAUUAACAAGAGGUCUAGAUUGUUUUUUAAUUUAAAAACGAAAUAGAAGGAAGAAUGACCAACGAAGCCGGAGCUUUUGCUUCCUUCCUUUAAUGUUUUAGAGGUAGAUUUAUUUAUUGAAAUGCUUUCAUAGUCAAAUGCAAAUUAUUUAUUGUACAUUAUUUUCAUAGAUGAAAUAAAUGGCUUUAUAGUCUAAAAUGC